CUCUCCUGAGCCUGAGGUAUGACCACUGCAUGCUGGGACAUGAAAGUUGAGGCUAAUGGAACCCAGCACGGCCAUCGUUCGUGCUUCGGGUCAUGACAUUCAAGGUUCUGCUGAUUCCUUGUAUGUUCAGCCCGGCACUACCAGGACUGUCACCGUGACCCGAGUAUCCACCGUCCAUGCCGGCAAGAGUUCCUGCGACGUGGUUUAUGUCCCCACUACAGUCACGGUUUACACAGGGUGCUCGCCCGCUUCGGGUGUCUCGAGCGUGUCCGGUUUCCCGAAUACCAAUCAGAGCGGCCUCGGUCCUUGGUUGAAUGCCACUGUAACGAACUCUCCGUGCACGCACGGCCUCCCGACUUCGACUGCUUUGACAACCCCUGAGAGCAUGUCGGCGUCACUCGGCUGGAACCAAACCGCGCUCACCUCUCGUCCCACACUAAGUGGGACAGCUGGGACAACCGUCCAGACAGCUGAUCCCAUCGGCACCUCUUCUUUCUUCUGGAGCAACUCAAGCCGAAGCUCGACUACCGACCAAGUCUCAACAAGCACUCUCACGCUCACACUGACGUCCUCCAUUGUGGUCACUGUGAACUCGACUCUGUCUCCAGGCCCCACCGCCCCAAACUCCGUUUACGGUACAGGAACUGGCCACCUUGGGAAUGCUUCCACGAGUGCCUCCAUGUCGACGGCCUACAAGCCCAGUCUAACCUACCAGACGACGGCUUCAGGUAUGUUGACACAGACUGAACCGGGUUGACGGGAGCUAAUCCGUUCCGUCAGACCAUUCAACCUCGACUACUCACCACACCACUCGGACUGCAACUCAUACCACGAAGCGCUCGUCGAUCAUCCCCAGCACACGAUCGAAGACUAAGACGUCCACGUUCCUUGUGUCAAGCAACCCCUCUAC
Messenger RNA from Parathielavia appendiculata, 910 nucleotides. RefSeq lists its product as uncharacterized. NCBI's taxonomy places the organism in Eukaryota, Fungi, Ascomycota, Sordariomycetes, Sordariales, Chaetomiaceae. The record is from RefSeq and is a predicted model, not a curated record. The transcript has a single exon. Bases 56 to 757 code for a protein of 233 amino acids.